Molecule: messenger RNA, 963 nt
Organism: Durusdinium trenchii
Lineage: Eukaryota; Dinophyceae; Suessiales; Symbiodiniaceae
Source: the annotation of a GenBank genome assembly
GCCCCUGCUGGCCAUGGCCGACUUGAUGCAGCAGAGGGAUGAUUUGGCAGAGUUGCACAGAAAGGCAGAGGCAGAGCUAUGCUCUUUGCAAGCUUUGUGGAACAUCAGAGGUGGCAAAGACUGGGAUGGAGCUUGUGGCAUGCUUGAAGAUGUUUGGAAUGAGUUUCGAGCUGAUGCUGGGACAGCAGCAGAGGAGGUGCAGGCGGCACUGGCUGAGACCAAUGCAACGCAUACCAUGAAGGUGUUUAGCUCUGACCUGGAGCGCCAGGCUGCAUUGGCUGAAGCAGCUAGGCGCCAGGCGGCCUUUCAAGAGGAGUUGCAGAAACAGCGGCAGAAGCUCCAGAAGCGAAGCAAGGUAAAGUCGGCACCUGUAGAGCUCGGAAGGCUGUUGGAAGACGAGGCCACAGCGCAGGCAUUGAAGCUUGAUAGGGAGGCAGCUAUGGCGGAGUGCCGUGAGUUCUUGGCCAGCGGGGCAGACAGUGACAAGUGGGAAGAGCUCUUAAAGGGCUGGGAAGCUAUGAAGGAAGACAUUGCAGAGGUGUCCAACCAGGAUUUCGAGGCAAAGGAGAAAGCCAGCGUGGGGGCAUCAGCGGCUAAAAUGGAGGAUGCCCCUCGAUCUGACAUGGUGCAUUCACAUCACCUCAAGAACAAUAUACAUAUAUAUAUAUAUAUGGACUGCGCUCAAAAAGCCCUACUCAAAAAAUAUAGAUAAACGUAAACUUUUAAGGUUGGAGAUGUGUUUUUAAGUCUUCGUUUAGAAGCGGGCCCCCAGCAGACUAUGGUGAUACAGCAAGGCAGCGCUAGAUUGGCGCUAGGUUGGCGCUAGAUUUCUUCAUAACAGGAUAAGCAAGCAGGAAAAAGAAGAAGCAAGACUAAGACUAAGACAAGAAAAAAAGAAGAAGAAUGCACAACAAGAAGAAGAAGAAGAGGAAGACAAGCAAGCAGGACAAAUAAGAAUCUGAC